ACCGUCUGCGCAUUUGCAGACCACCGUCUCCCCUCCUUCCCCGCCGCGACUACCGAAGCGUCGAGCCAUUCGCUCAGCCCGUUGCAGCGAGCAGCUUGCUACUCGCGAGGACGUUGUGUCCUCUCUCAGUUGACUUGAGCAUGCUCCAGGCUCGUCAGGAUCGACUCACCCUCAAUGUCGUUGCACUGCUUCGCAUUCUCGCCAUCCUCUCUGACCAUGAUCGCACCCUCCCGAUCAUCCCAGUACGACUCGGGACCUUCACGAGGGUGUACUCAGCGCUGUGGGAUUCCGGUUCUCAGGGCAACUUCAUUCACCCACACGUGGUGAAGGAAGUCCGCUUACCCACGACAGGGUCUCCGACUCCCAUCUCCGUUACCCUAGGGGAUGACAAGACCCAGCGAUUCUUCGAUCAGACGGUCACCGACCUCCCCUUUUUCCUCACUCCCGAGCCGCCUGAUCGUUCCCCGGCGUCUCGUCGCCACCGCUCCUCUGCACAUUUCGAUGUGAUGGAGACGGGGUACGACUUCAUUCUCGGCACUCUGUGGUCUCGUCGGUUCCGCAGCACCGAGGCCGAUUGGGCGACCAACACUCUCGUUCUCAAAACGAAGUGUGGACAGACGUAUCGCGUACCUUUCAUAGGUACCACGGCGAUACCACGCCCCGAUCCUCCUCCCCCGGAGCCGUUAGUGCCCACACCAUCCCCCUCUAUCACUGUCACCUCGCCUCGGCAGUUCGCUCACUUUAUUCGACAGGACGACGUCACCUUCUUUCUGGUGGACGUGACGAAUCUCUUACACUAUGAUCCACCCUGUCCCGAUGCCGAGGUCAUCCCUCUGGAGCCAGAUCCUCACUCUAUCUCCAUGGCUCCUAUCUCUACUUCCGUCCCUCCGCCGUCCGUCGAGUCCACCCCGCCGUCGGGCGCUGACGCUGACGCUGAGGAACUCGCACGAUAUACGGCUGACCUGGAGCCCGCAGUCCGUGACCUCAUCCGAGAGUACCACAACGUUUUCCCAUUGUCGUUCUCGUACGCCGGCAUCCCACCGAUGCGUGACGUCGAGCACUCCAUUCAACUUGUGCCUGACUAUCGUGUUCACCACCAGGCACCCUACAGACUCUCGAUUCCCGAGGCCACCGAACUCAAGCGUCAACUUGAGGAGCUCCUGAGACUGGGUUUCAUUAAACCCAACAACUCCCCGUGGGGUGCACCCGUCCUCUUUGCUCGCAAAGCGGAUGGAACUCUCCAUCUCUGCAUCGACUAUCGCGGUUUCAACCGCUACACGAUCCGCGUCGCUGCAGCCGACCAGCCGAAGACAGCGUUCCGAUCGCGCUUCGGCCACUACGAGUUUACGGUGAUGCCAUUUGGCCUAACCAAUGCACCCGCCACCUUCCAGAGGGCGAUGAACGACAUCUUCAGGGACAUCCUGGAGCAGUAUAUUCUCGUCUACCUCGACGAUAUCCUGGUCUACAGUCGUACCCUUGAGGAGCACCUCAGACACCUCCGCGACGUCCUUGACCGCUUCCGCAGACAUGGCUUCUACGCCAAGUUGAGCAAGUGCCGCUUUGCCCAGCACAAAGUGAAUUUCUUAGGACACUACGUGUCUGACCAGGGUCUCCACAUAGACGACGCGAAGAUCACUGCUAUUGCGGAGUGGCCCGCCCCCACAUCCGCCAAGCAGCUUCGCCGCUUCCGAGGCCUGACCAGCUACUAUAGUAACUUCAUCCGGGGAUACGCUACGUAUUCCUACGUCCUUACCUCCACCCUCCUCCGGAAGAACCCACCCUGGGCUUGGACACCCCUCCACGAGGACACCUUUCGCGCCCUCAAGAAGGCGGUGACAUGCGCACCGGUUCUUCACCUACCCGAUUUUGACCGCCCUUUUAUCCUUACCACCGAUGCGUCAGACUUUGCUGUAGGAGCAGUGCUUUCUCAGGUCUUCCCCUCCUCUCCUGAUUCCUCUCAUCCUCGUAUCCCUCGCUUCCCACCACCUACCCCUACCACUGCUUCCCGACUGAUGCCUACUCGUCCAGCUACUGACGAGCCUUCUAUUGACUAUUCUCCUACCAUCGCAGAGGACGACACUGUCGAGUCUCGCUCCGGUGAUUGUUCGAUAGCCUUCUACUCCCGUCAGCUCCCGUCCGCUGAGAUAAACUACACCGCUGAUGAACGUGAGCUACGUGUCCGAGCAGUAGCAGAGUUCCAUGACCAGGCAGCUGCCGGUCAUAUGGGCUUCCACAAGACGUUGGCUCGUGUGAGCCGCCUGUACGUCUGGCCGAAGCGCAAGGACUUUGUGAAGGACUACGUCGCAGAGUGUCCGACCUGUCAGGAGGUGAACAGUGCGAACCACUUGCCUUAUGGUUUGCUCCAGCCUCUUYCUAUCYCYGAGGGUMGUUGGCAGUCCAUCUCGAUGGACUUUAUCGGUCCUCUUCGUCCUCCGACCCCUCGCGGUCAUGAUGCUAUCCUGGUCGUCAUCGACCGCUUCACGAAGCGUGCACGUUUUGUUCUGUGCCGCUAUGCCAUCAGUGCACGUGAGGUCGCCAACAUCGUGUUUGACCGAGUCGUGCGUGACCACGGCUUACCUCUGAGCAUCAUAUCUCCCCGUGACCCGCGCUUUACCAGCCGAUUCUGGCGACGGCUCCACGAGGUAUACGACACUCAGCUCCGCUUCUCCUCGUCUUACCAUCCUCACACUGAUGGUCAGACCGAGAUCACGAACAGGACUCUCGGAGAUAUUCUCCGAAAGAUUGUUCGUGACGACCAGCAGUGGGAUCUCCAUCUUGCCCACGCGGAGAUAGCCUACAACCACGCCGUCUUGCCAGCCACGGGGAUGUCGACUUACUAUUGCGACCUCGGCUAUCACCCUCGUGUUCCCACGGACUUCCUUCGACCAUCCCAGCUGCACCCCGACACGAGUUUUCCUGCGCUGGACAAUUGGGUGGCACACAUGACGUCGAUCAUGAAGACCGCACAUGAGCACAUAGCCGCGUCCCAGACUCGCAUGGCAGCACGUGCGAACCGAUCGAGGAUGGAUCAUCCAUUCAAAAUCGGUGAUGAUGUGCUUAUCGACGCCCGCCACUUACAGCUUGAAGCGGACACGCUUCGCAAGUUCCGGCGUCGCUUCUUUGGCCCAUGCCGCAUCCUCCAGGCCGUCGGUUCUGAUACGACAUCUAGCUCGGUCAGCUUCCGUGUGAAGCUGCCCGAAUACCUACGCCAGGCUCGUGUGCACGAUGUCUACCACGUCUCGUUACUGCGUCCUUACUGCAGACCGUCUGCGCGUUUCGCUGGAUGACCAUACGAGCGUCCUCCACCCAUCAUGGUGGACGGUCACGAGGAGUUCCUCGUUUCAGACAUCAUUGGUCGCCGAGUCACCGACGACAACCCUCCCCACGUC
This is a messenger RNA of Chara braunii, 3389 nucleotides long. NCBI's taxonomy places the organism in Eukaryota, Viridiplantae, Streptophyta, Charophyceae, Charales, Characeae. The record is from the annotation of a GenBank genome assembly.